This is a messenger RNA of Bactrocera dorsalis (oriental fruit fly), 2146 nucleotides long. RefSeq names its product putative exonuclease GOR. The coding region runs from base 51 to 1430 and encodes 459 amino acids. Gene Ontology annotation, cellular component: nucleus. The record is from RefSeq and is a predicted model, not a curated record. Gene Ontology annotation, molecular function: nucleic acid binding; exonuclease activity. The transcript has a single exon. NCBI's taxonomy places the organism in Eukaryota, Metazoa, Arthropoda, Insecta, Diptera, Tephritidae.
AUUAUAAAUAUUUUUUUUUUAUUUCCAACACGUUCGAUAAAACUGACAUCAUGAAAAUCAUUCUUGCAGACAAUUUCAUUAUGCCACAAGAAAUGUAUUCAAAUGUUGAGGCACGGACCAGACAUUCGAACCCCUACAAAUCCAUUCGCAGUGCAUCACAUAUGUGUGGGCAACAAGUGGAACCAAAGCAGAGUCAACGACUAUUACUACAUUUGCCACAACUUCUGCAGGAACUAAGGAUUUUACAGUUCCAAGUUGCACAUCAACAAUCGCAAACGACCGCUGCCAAAAGUGACGCGAAACCCCCACAGAAACAGGCAAAAUAUGGAAGGAAAAAACCUCAGGUGGUUCGAAAAACCACUAAUAUUGCUGCGGAAAAUCAACAAGUGAUCGCUUCACCGCUGGGCGAUCGCUAUUGGCUCAAAAUUUCACAGACGGAGUUAGUAAAGAGAUUACAACGAUAUUUAAUCGCACCGAAUCUGUUGCCCAUCUAUGGCUACCCAUUUGACAGUGCUGUCUACAACGGUAAAGUUGUAAUUUAUAAGAAGUUGCCACCCCGGUUUUACACAAAUAAGGUCAACAAGCCGAAUGCGCCCAACAACGAUGACAACGUGAACCCAGCUGACUUGGAGAGACAACACGUGCCCAAUAACGAUGAAGAGCCUAAGCAAUGCGUACGCUGUUCACGUCCUUUCCGCGUGACUACCACUGGCGACUAUAUAACGCGAGAGAAAUGUAUUUUCCAUAAAGGAAAGUUACGGAGGGUAUAUACUCAAAAGAAGAAAUACAACUUACAGUAUACAUGUUGUGGCGCCUCCAGAGAAUCAGUGGGCUGCGCAUCUAAUCCGGUGCACGUAUGGGCCGGUGUUGUGUCCGGCCUUAAUGGACCAUAUAGCGGUUUUGUACAUACACGCCAACUUACCGACGAGCCCAAGGUGUAUGCGUUAGACUGCGAAAUGUUUCAUACGGGACGUGGACUGGCCUUGACCAAGGUUACUAUGAUCGGCUUCGAUGGGCAAUUAGUUUAUCAGAAUUUUGUGCGUCCCGAAACGCCUAUUGUAGACCACAAUAGGCGUUUCUCGGGAGUUACUGACAGAGAAGUAUUCAAAUCAAAAAGACCAGUUAAGACGCUCAGCGAGGUGCAGCGUGAUUUGCUUCAGAUAAUUGACGCCAACUCAAUACUUAUAGGACACGGCCUCGAGAACGACCUUCGGGUCUUACAAAUGGUCCAUAAGACAGUUGUCGACACUUCGAUCGUAUUUAAACAUUCCAACGGUUUUCCUUAUCGACACUCGCUAAAGCAUCUGACCAAAACGUAUUUGAAACGUAACAUUCAAUUAGAUGGCCAGAGUCACGAUACUUUAGAGGAUACAGUAGCAUGUUGGGAGCUUAUGCUCUGGAAGGUGGCCAACGACAAACAGGAGGGCUGACAAAUGGAUCUCGAUUUUAAUGGCUAGGAGUACACUAUGUCUACGUUGGGUGCCCCAUUGUACUAGUAACGCUGUGGUGGCGUGGCUCUUCCAAACGAAGUAUGUUCUGCGUUGAAUUUCUCAUCGCUCUGAGGGCAUGUCAUGCUUCAUUAUUCGGCGCUGCUGCGUCAUGUCUCUCCACAUUCCAAAGGUGUUUUACCACGGAGUUUUGCCGUUCGUCGUCCUUCAAAUCACUCCACCGCAGUUCAAAAACUUUCGUCUUAGAAUAAUUGGCCUUACCCAAGGGAAACGUUUCUUUGUAUGAGUGCAUGAGAGAAAUAUUCGUUUGCAAUUACAUAGGUUCCUUCAGUAUUUUGAGUUCCGAGCGUUAUAAAAAAUUGAAAAAUCAUUAAAAAAAAACUCGACAGUGUACCUGAGGAAACUUAUGAACUAAUAAAAUCAAUUUGCUUUUUUAAUUUCAGAUGAUCCAGCCAUGAGCCAAGUGGAGAAGGACCUGGCCUCGCUUGGAAUAUCCAAUUGGCGCCACGCAGCGAAGGGAAGAAACGACUGGCGCGCUGUUGUUGACUCGGCUAUAAUCGCGUAAGCGGUGUCUACGCCAGUAAAGAAGAAGAUCCAGCCAGGAGCUAUGCGGUAAAAGCUGUUAAAUUUUGAUGUAAGAAAUAUAAUACCUUGUUUAUCUAAAAUAUCAAUAAAAAUUGAAAAAGAGAACAAAUGUA